CUCUCCUCAGGUGGCCCGGUAUGGGUGACCCAGGUGAGUCCCAUGGCGGUGGUAAUGUCACACAGCCCCCGGCCGCACAUAAUAGCGCUGCUCACCGCCGCCACAAGCUCUCAUUUUGGCAGCAGCAGACGCCGGAUGACUUGGCCUCUUAUAGGCUGAGGAUGGCGGGGGCGGGGCGGACACACCCUGUCUUCUCUGGCACCGUGGAGGCUCCUGCACCUCUGGAGAAGUUCUCUCGUCCUCAUCGCCCCCUCUAUCACCUUCCCUCCCCUUCUUCAUCGCGCGGAACCGAACCGCCCCAUAUCGGGUCCACAGUCCAGUCACCAUGUCCACCCCGGAUGAUGUGGACGGGCUCCUCCGUCCUCACUAUGGCUCUGUGCUGGACGAUGAAAGACUUACAGCAGAAGAGAUGGAUGAAAGGAGACGUCAGAAUGUGGCCUAUGAAUAUCUGUGUCACUUGGAGGAAGCAAAAAGGUGGAUGGAGGCAUGCUUAAUGGAAGAUCUCCCCCCUACUACAGAACUUGAGGAAGGGCUCAGGAAUGGAGUGUACCUGGCGAAACUUGGAAACUUCUUCAGUCCAAAAGUGGUAUCUCUGAAGAAAAUCUAUGAUCGGGAGCAGACCAGAUAUCAUGCCACUGGUCUUCACUUCAGACACACAGACAAUGUCAUCCAGUGGCUUAAUGCAAUGACAGAGAUUGGCCUCCCAAAGAUCUUUUACCCUGAGACCACAGACAUCUAUGAUAGGAAGAAUAUGCCUCGCUGCAUAUACUGCAUCCAUGCUUUAAGUCUGUACCUGUUUAAACUAGGCCUUGCCCCACAGAUCCAGGAUUUGUAUGGGAAAGUAGAAUUUACAGCGGAAGAGAUUGAUAUCAUGAAGAGUGAACUUGAGAAGUAUGGCAUUCAGAUGCCUGCAUUCAGCAAAAUUGGAGGAAUCUUGGCCAGUGAGCUGUCUGUAGAUGAAGCUGCAUUACAUGCAGCUGUGAUCGCUAUCAAUGAAGCAAUAGACCGGGGAAAUCCUGCAGAAACCUUCACCGCUCUGAAGAAUCCAAAUGCCAUGUUAGUGAAUCUAAAUGAGCCCCUGUCUACUGUUUAUCAGGACACCCUUUAUCAAGCUAAGCACCAUAAAACUCAGAAUGCCAAGAAACGGAUAACUUCUGAGAAUGAAGGGAGCGAACGGGACGUGUAUGAGGAAUUGCUAACCCAAGCUGAAAUACAAGGCAAUGUCAACAAAGUGAAUUUGCAAUCAGCCUUAGGAAGAGUUGACCAAGCUCUGGAGCAUGGCAGUCCACCAGUGUUGUUUGACGCUCUCACUAGCCAAGCCCUUGCACUAAGAGCAUUGCAUAGAGACAAUUCUGAAUGGUACUUUAACCAGCUGCAGAGCGAUAAGCAGCAAAAACUGGAGAAUGGCUUGACUGCACCCUUACAGAAGGAGGAGUUGCAGGCUGGAGUCGAUGCUGCCAAUGGGUUAGCACAGCAGUUACAGAGAAGACUUGUUGCUGUGGUCAGGAUUAAUAAUGCCAUCAGAAACGGGGUGGCAGAGGAGACUGUACAGGAGUUGAUGAACCCUGAUGCACAGCUGCCAGAGAUAUUCCCAUUUGCACAAGAUCUUUACCAGAGGGAGCUCGCCACAUUACAGCAGCAAAGCCCAGAGGGGAACCUCACUCAUCCGGAGCUUUCCGUUGCUGUGGAGAUGUUGUCCUCUGUGGCUCUCAUUAACAGGGCUUUGGAUGCAGGCGAUGUAAACACUGUCUACCGACAGCUGACCAACCAAGUCACCGGCCUGAUGGAUGUCGAGGAUGAAAACCUACAGAGGUAUAUCGAUGAGUUGAUGAAAUUGAAACAACAGGCCCGGGAGGAAGGGAAUGAGUUUGUUACAUGGAAUGAUAUCCAGGGAUGCGUGACUCAGGUUAAUAACACUGUACAUGAAGAGCAUGCCAGGAUUUUGGCAAUCGGGCUUAUAAAUGAAGCAUUGGAUGAAGGUGAUGCGAAGAAGACCUUACAAGCAUUACAGCUACCAGCAGCAAAGUUAGAAGGGGUAGAACCGAGUGUGGCUCAGCAUUACCAGGAUACUUUGGUUCGAGCAAAAAGAGAAAAGGCACAGGAAACAAAAGAUGAAUCUGCAGUUCUCUGGCUGGAUGAAAUUCAAGAUGGAAUAUUCCGCUCCAAUAAGGAAACAGAAGAUGCCCAAAGAUUCUCCCGCGGUGUCCUAGCUAUAAACGAGGCUGUAGACCAGGGUGACAGUGCCCAGACCCUCCAAGCCCUACGAUCUCCUGAUGUCGGACUUUAUGGUGUGACUGCAGAAUGUGCUCAUACUUAUCAGAUGGAACUGGCCGAGCUGAAGACAAAUAAAACAGCAGAAGGGGACAAUGGAAGUGAAUGGGUGCAGCACUGGGUGAAGGGGGGUUAUCAUUAUUACUUUAACCCGACUACUAAUGAAGGAAGCUGGGAAGAGCCCCCAGGAUUUAUACAGAACAACACUCACUUGUCAAAGGAAGAUAUUCAGAGCACUAUCUCGGGUGUUUCGGCUGCCUAUAAUCGGGAACAAUUAUGGCUGGCAAACGAAACCCUCAUCACCAAGCUCCAGGCCCGCUGUCGAGGGUACCUGAUGCGCAAGGAAUUUAACUCCAGAAUGAACUUUUUAAGGGAGCAGGCUCCUGCUGUGACCUGUAUUCAGGCCCACUACAGAGGUCAGAAGCAAAGGAGAGCUUACAAGGAUCGCAUGCGCUAUCUGAACGAACACAAUGAUGAAGUAGUGAAGCUCCAAUCAUAUACUCGAAUGUAUCAAGCCAGGAAACGCUACAGACAAAGACUGAAGUACUUUCAUGACCAUAUUAAUGAUAUUGUAAAAAUCCAAGCUUUUAUCCGUGCCAACAAAGCCCGAGAUGACUACAAGACCUUGAUCAAUGCAGAUGAUCCACCAAUGGCUGUAGUGCGGAAGUUUGUUCAUCUUUUGGAUCAGAGUGAUCAGGACUUCCAGGAGGAAUUGGAAGUUAUGAAACUGAGAGAAGAAGUAGUGACUCUUCUAAGAUCAAACCAGCAGCUGGAAAAUGACCUCAAUCUUAUGGAUAUCAAAAUUGGACUUCUUGUAAAAAACAAAAUUACACUUCAGGAUGUGGUCUCCCAUAGUAAAAAAUUAACAAAGAAGAACAAGGAGCAGCUCUCUGAUAUGAUGAUGUUAAACAAGCAGAAGGGAGGACUUAAGGCUCUAAGCAAGGAGAAAAGGGAAAAGCUGGAGGCUUACCAGCAUCUGUUUUACCUACUGCAGACUAACCCAACAUAUCUGGCAAAACUCAUUUUCCAAAUGCCACAAAAUAAAUCUACCAAAUUCAUGGACUCGGUCAUCUUUACUCUCUAUAACUAUGCGUCCAAUCAGAGAGAAGAAUAUCUGCUUCUACGUCUUUUCAAAACAGCUCUUCAGGAGGAAAUAAAAUCUAAGGUGGAUAUGAUUCAGGAAAUUGUCACUGGGAACCCUACAGUUAUAAAGAUGGUGGUGAGCUUUAACCGUGGGGCCCGUGGUCAGAAUGCUUUAAGGCAAAUCCUGUCACCAGUAGUGAAAGAGAUCAUGGAUGAUAAGUCCCUUAACAUCAAAACUGACCCUGUCGAUAUUUACAAGUCUUGGGUCAACCAGAUGGAAUCUCAGACCGGAGAAGCAAGCAAACUGCCUUAUGAUGUCACACCAGAGCAAGCAAUGAGCCAUGAGGAGGUGAGAAACAGACUGGAUUCUUCCAUCAAGAACAUGAGGACGGUUACAGACAAGUUCCUCUCUGCGAUCAUCAGCUCAGUUGAUAAGAUCCCUUAUGCAAUGCGUUACAUUGCUAAGGUCCUGAAAGAUACUCUUCAUGAAAAGUUUCCUGAUGCUGGAGAAGAUGACUUGCUUAAGAUCGUGGGAAAUCUGCUGUAUUAUCGCUACAUGAAUCCAGCUAUUGUGGCUCCAGAUGCCUUUGAUAUUAUUGACCUUUCUGCUGGAGGUCAGCUCACCACGGAUCAACGCCGAAACCUUGGAUCCAUUGCUAAGAUGCUCCAACAUGCUGCCUCCAACAAGAUGUUCCUUGGGGAUAAUGCCCACUUGAGCAUGAUCAAUGAGUAUCUUGCUCAGUCCUACCAGAAAUUUAGACGUUUCUUCCAGGCUGCUUGUGAGGUUCCAGAGCCACAGGAUAAAUUUAAUGUGGAUGAAUAUUCUGAUCUGAUCACCCUUACUAAACCAGUUAUCUAUAUUUCUAUAGGAGAAAUUGUAAAUACACAUACACUGCUACUAGACCACCAGGACGCAAUAGCUCCAGAGCACAAUGAUCCCAUCCAUGAGCUGUUAGAUGAUCUUGGAGAAGUGCCUACUAUUGAGUCUCUUAUAGGAGAGGGACCUGGAUCUUCACCAGAUUCCAGUAAGGAGGCCCUAGCAAAGACUGAGGUGUCCCUAACACUCACUAACAAGUUUGAAGUCAUUGGUGAUGAGAAUGCAGAAAAAGAUGCAAGAACCAUCUUACUGAACACAAAACGGCUGAUAGUGGAUGUCAUUCGUUUCCAACCUGGGGAGACCUUGACAGAGAUUUUGGACACACCAGCAACCCAAGAACAGGAAGCAGAUCAUCAGAGAGCCAUGCAGAGGCGAGCCAUCAGAGAUGCCAAGACACCAGACAAAAUGAAAAAGGCCACAUCUUUACGGCAAGACAACAAUCUAACGCUCGAAGAAAAGAAAGACAAAAUUCAAGCUGGGCUCAAGAAGUUGGCAGAGCUUGGAAUGGUGAAACCAGAGAGCCGGUAUCAGGAUCUCAUCAAUGAUAUUGCCAAGGAUAUCCGUAAUCAAAGGCGAUACCGUCAGAGAAGAAAGGCUGAAUUAGUGAAGCUACAACAGACACAUGCUGCUCUUAACUCCAAGGCCCUGUUCUAUGAAGAACAAGUGGACUACUACAAAAGCUAUAUCAAAACUUGCCUGGACAACCUUGCAAAGAAGGGCAAAGUGUCUAAGAAACCAGGACAAGUGAAGAAGAGUAAGAAGAUUUCUCUCAAAUACUCAGCAGCCAGGCUCCAUGAGAAAGGCGUAUUAUUGGAGAUUGAAGACCUGCAAGUCAACCAGUUUAAGAACGUCAUCUUUGAAAUCGCUCCUACAGAAGAGGUUGGGGAUUUUGAAGUGAAAGCCAAGUUCAUGGGUGUUCAGAUGGAAACCUAUAUGUUGCAUUAUCAGGACCUUCUCCAGCUGCAGUAUGAAGGUGUUGCAGUCAUGAAGAUGUUUGACCGAGCAAAAGUCAAUGUAAACCUCCUGAUCUUCCUUAUAAACAAGAAAUUCUAUGGGAAGUAAAACUGGAAGAGCCUCCAUAUCUAAGGAGCAAGCUAUAAAAGGACCUUUUCUGCCUCCCGGUGACCAAAAAUAGUGGCCACAACCUACUUAAAAUGCUUUUAUACAUGUAUGAGGUCAUGUGCCCAAACUCUGCAAGUACUGUAUUUCGCUGUCUGAUGCUAAACAUAAGAAAAGCAACACAUGGCUGCAGUGCUUCUACUUGUUACAUAGGAGGUUAGCAUGGGGUCUAUAAGAAAAAACCCUUUCUGCUGAGGAUUAGUUAGCAAGCCAUAUAACUGGUCUUACAGACCCGCACUAACUGCAUCUAUAAAUACAUAUGUAUUAGAAUGUUUUUUAAAUUUUUUUAAACAUUUUUUUGUGUAGGUGAAAUGAUCUUUAUAGAAUAUAUUCCAUAUUAUUUGACAAGUUUUAAAAUGCAAGUAUAUGUUUCUAUUUAACAGUGCAGGCACUUUUCGCUUUUAUUGGUUGGUAUGCUCUGUGCAGAGAUAAGAAUUUAAAGGGGUUGUCCACUGCCCUGCCUUCCGGA
This is a messenger RNA of Hyla sarda, 5819 nucleotides long. It is a transcript of the gene IQGAP1, whose product is annotated as IQ motif containing GTPase activating protein 1. Gene Ontology annotation, molecular function: GTPase activator activity; actin filament binding; calmodulin binding. The transcript has 38 exons. Gene Ontology annotation, cellular component: nucleus; cytoplasm. The record is from RefSeq and is a predicted model, not a curated record. Bases 326 to 5293 code for a protein of 1655 amino acids. Gene Ontology annotation, biological process: regulation of actin cytoskeleton organization; regulation of GTPase activity. Lineage: Eukaryota; Metazoa; Chordata; Amphibia; Anura; Hylidae.